CAACUUUAGCAAGCUCUAACUUUCCCAAAGCAAGUGCAAUGCAAGAAUGCAACUAGGAAUAGUCUAUUUGGGUAGUUUACAUUAAAAAUAAGCAAUAAUCUCAAAUUUCAUUUUCGCGUCCAAGCCUCCCUUUAAGGAAGAACCCAAUUGUAAUUCAGUUAGUCUUAGUCUUAGUCUUAGUCCUAGUCUGCUAGUCUAAAUUCUCGAGCACUCAUCAUCUUCAAAUUCUCAAUGCUCGACCUCCUUUCGAUCUCCUAUCAGACUCUCAUCCAACUCUCAUUCAAUUCUCUCGACUAUCCCAAUCGAUAAGUCUAUAAUCGCACACACAUCUUGCUCACAUACAUAUUGUGCUUAUCAAUUUCAUCAUUAUUAAUAUUCACUGUUUCUUCCACUCUAACUCAUCUGUUAUUAUUAAGUGUGUUAACACAUACAUUUACAGUUGAGUUUUGUAAAUUGAUUUCUUAUUAUUACAACGCAACAUUAGUUUUUAUUUAAAAUAUUAUUUUUAAUUAAAUAUUAAUAAUAAUUACUCAAUUACAUGUACAUGUACAUUUAGGAUGAAAGAGAUAGGGAACCUGUUGGUAUAGGAAUUGAUCCAAUUCCAAUGGAAGAAGUAUCAGAAGAAAUAGCACAAGAAGACAAUGGAGGGGCUGAUGACUACUUGAAUGAAGAGUUUGAGGAAGAUUAUGAAGAAGAUUUUGAAGAAGCUAGCAAUGGAUCUGUUGCUGACGACAAAAGAGAAUCCUCUCCAUCUUCUGAUAUAGAUGAUGUACUCCAGGCUAUUGGUCAGGAGAAUGAGAGAGUAGAAGAUGAAUCCUCUCAAUUGCUACAAGUCAUAAGUCCUUCUGCUCCUCUUCCUCCUCCCCACCUCUCCCCUCGACCCUCCAUGACAUUCUCAGGAGCAACACAGAAACUAAAGGAGACAAGUAUAAAGAUUAAAACAAGAGGAGCCGAACUGAGCAACAUGAUAGAGAAAGACACAUUAAGCAUUAACCUAUUUGAACUACAACCACUGACUGAGUAUGGGAUGUAUAUGAGGAGCUUUGGACAAACAAACACUAGUCAAGUAUUAUAGUAUUAUUAAGUAUUAAGUAUUAUUACUAGUCUUGACAAUGUGUGUGAUGAAUACAUGUACAUAUAUGUCCAUGGAAUGUCUGUAAUCGUCCAUUUGAGUGAUCUAGUGUGUAAAUUGUUUGUACUACUAAUGG
Messenger RNA from Amphimedon queenslandica, 1208 nucleotides. RefSeq names its product WD repeat-containing protein 60-like. Bases 605 to 1075 code for a protein of 156 amino acids. The transcript has 3 exons. Gene Ontology annotation, molecular function: dynein heavy chain binding; dynein light chain binding. Lineage: Eukaryota; Metazoa; Porifera; Demospongiae; Haplosclerida; Niphatidae. Gene Ontology annotation, cellular component: cytoplasmic dynein complex. Gene Ontology annotation, biological process: intraciliary transport. The record is from RefSeq and is a predicted model, not a curated record.